Messenger RNA from Fusarium fujikuroi IMI 58289, 1272 nucleotides. RefSeq lists its product as uncharacterized. Gene Ontology annotation, cellular component: pericentric heterochromatin. The record is from RefSeq and is a predicted model, not a curated record. Lineage: Eukaryota; Fungi; Ascomycota; Sordariomycetes; Hypocreales; Nectriaceae. Gene Ontology annotation, molecular function: chromatin binding. The coding region runs from base 1 to 1272 and encodes 423 amino acids. The transcript is spliced from 2 exons. Gene Ontology annotation, biological process: negative regulation of transcription by RNA polymerase II; chromatin organization.
AUGAACGCGAUUUUCAACUUCCUGUCAUCACCGCUCAAGCAGCCCGCAGAGAGACCUCCACCCUCCAGCAUGCCACUUACCGCCUCGCGACCGAGUUUGUCGCCUAGAGAGCAACGUCUUGCCAAACGCGCUGCGGAUAGGUUCUCGGAGCCGGCAGGUCGCAGUCCCCGUUCGCGCCUGAGUAACGUUUCUCUUGCAUCCACGGACGAUAACACCGCCGAGAUCUCUGUCGUUAGUCGACGGAGAGAGACCAUCGCCAUGGCACCGCCGCCGAGUGUUAAGAAACGCAUCAGCACAUCGACGCGCUCGUCGCCGAUACACAAACCAAAGCCUAACGGAUCUGUUUCUCGCGUCACAUCGUCGCCCGCCGUUCGAUCCUCCCCUAGAAGGCGAGAAUCGGCUGAGCUUGGAGAAUCGUCGCCGGCCUUGAUCGCCGCGUCACCUGCCUUCCCUAAGAGAGUUUCUCGUGUCGCAACAUCAUCGCCCGCCGUCCGAUCCUCCCCUAGAGCGCGAGAAUCGGCCGGAGGACCGCCGGCCUUCGCCUCGUCACCAGCCUCAAUCCCUAAGAGGGGCAUUAAUGGAGUUUCUCGAAGCAGCGAGGCGGCUGAGAGUCCUAGAAGAUCCUCAAGGGCCUCGCGCGUAACGGAGGCGCAAAUAAAUGGGACAAAGAAGACGCCCGAGGAACAGCCCGAAGAGGCGCACUUUGGAGAGGAAGAGGAAGAGGUGCAAGCUGAAGACGAUAAGAGAUACGAAUUCGUGAGAAUCACGGAUCAUCGCUGGGCCGAGGGCGAGGACGAGAUCGAGCUUCUCAUGCAGUGGAAAGAUGGCGAGACCUCGUGGAUCUCCGAGGAACUUCUUCAUACCGACAACAGACAGGCCCUAUUUGCGUAUUGGCGCUCGCAACCAAACGGACGACCUACGAAUCCUGAAAACGACGUCUACCAUGUUUUCGCAAUUAGAAAGCACCGCGUGCGCAAUGGUAUUCCGCAGGUCCUCGUCGAAUGGCUAGGCUACGAUGCGUCCGAAAACACUUGGGAGGAUCAGGACUAUAUUGAGAAGGUUGCCCCCAAGCUCGUGGACGCCUAUUUUGACCAGGUUAAGGGCAAGGGCAAGAUUCAGGCCAAGCCUAAGAGUCAGGCGAAAAGCAACGCGAAGAGCAAAGCGAAACCCAAGGCUCCCGCAAGAACCAAGGCGCCCGCGAAGACCAAGGCUCAGGCUAAGACUUCGGCUCGCGGCGUGACUAGAAGCAGCGCAAGGGUCUCGAAGCGAUAG